Molecule: messenger RNA, 593 nt
Organism: Nymphalis io (European peacock)
Lineage: Eukaryota; Metazoa; Arthropoda; Insecta; Lepidoptera; Nymphalidae
Gene: Trs33
Product: trafficking protein particle complex subunit 6b
Exons: 3
Coding region: 80-556 (158 amino acids)
Biological process (GO): endoplasmic reticulum to Golgi vesicle-mediated transport; regulation of GTPase activity
Cellular component (GO): trans-Golgi network; TRAPP complex; cis-Golgi network
Source: RefSeq, a predicted model, not a curated record
UUGGUCUAUAUAUAGUUAAAUUAACAAUCAUCAAUUAAUAUUUCUUGCAAAUUUUCUUAAAAGACUUUAAUCGUCAAACAUGGCUGAUGAUAUUGUAUUUGAGUUAUUACAUUCAGAAAUUAUUAACUAUGCUUUAGACCCAUCAAAAACUACGAAUGGUAGUAAGGAGGUAGAUUUAUCUGUAGUAGAGUACAUUGGAUUUGCAGCUGGUUAUAAAAUAAUGGAAAGGCUAACAAGAGAAUGGCCAAGGUUUAAAGAUGAAUUGGACACAAUGAAGUUUAUAUGCACCGAUUUUUGGACAUGCAUUUAUAAAAAACAAAUUGACAACUUAAGGACAAACCACCAAGGCGUGUAUGUGCUACAAGAUAACGCUUUUAGAUUUCUUACUAAUUUCUCAAAUGGACAUCAAUAUUUGGAAUAUGCACCUAGGUAUGUUGCAUACACAUGUGGUCUGAUAAGAGGGGGUCUGGCUAAUCUCUGCAUUAACAGCAUUGUGACUGCUGAAGUACAAUCAAUGCCAUCAUGUAAAUUUCAUAUACAUGUCCAAAGAACUUAAAGCAUAUUAAUUAAAAUAAAAAUACUUACUUCAAUAG